Molecule: messenger RNA, 1732 nt
Organism: Cottoperca gobio
Lineage: Eukaryota; Metazoa; Chordata; Actinopteri; Perciformes; Bovichtidae
Product: rho-related GTP-binding protein RhoN-like
Exons: 5
Coding region: 235-930 (231 amino acids)
Biological process (GO): small GTPase-mediated signal transduction
Molecular function (GO): GTPase activity; GTP binding
Source: RefSeq, a predicted model, not a curated record
UUCACCCGUGGAGCAGAGGAGCGCAGCAUUGCGCAGAGCAUGCAGCCGAAACUACACCUGAUUCACUGCGCUGCUGAAGUUUUUGGAUCUGAAGUGACUUCUUCUUCUUCUUCUUCUUCUUCCUCGGCAGAAAAUAGUUUCAACACCAAUAGCUGCUCUUCGAUAUUCAACUAGUUCGGAGCUAAAUGACAAGUAGGCAGCGAAACAGAAGCACUCAGUGAAACUCGGUGCACGAUGGAGGGAAAUAAGGGAUUACUUCGCUGUAAGAUUGUGGUGGUGGGCGAUACGGAGUGUGGAAAGACGACUCUCCUCCACGUUUUUGCCAAAGACUCGUACCCGGAGAAUUAUGUUCCCACCGUGUUCGAGAAUUACACAGCCAGCUUCGAGAUCGAGAAACAGAGGAUCGAGCUCAACAUGUGGGACACAUCAGGUUCAACCUACUACGACAACGUGCGGCCGUUAGCGUAUCCUGAUUCAGACGCCGUCCUCAUCUGCUUUGACAUCAGCCGUCCGGAAACUCUGGACAGCGUGCUGAAAAAGUGGCAGGGGGAGACGCAGGAGUUCUGUCCCAGUGCCAAAGUGGUGCUGGUCGGCUGCAAGUUGGACAUGAGGACGGACCUCAACGUCAUGAGAGAGCUUUCCAAACACAGACUCAUUCCCGUCACACAUGAACAGGGAACUACUUUGGCGAGGCAGAUCGGUGCCGUGGCCUACACAGAGUGCACCUCAAAGUAUUCGGAGAACAGCGUCCGUGACGUUUUCCACGUCACCACCCUUGCAACUGUGUCCCGUAUCAAUCGGCCUCAGCUCAAACGCGCUGGCUCACGCCGCGGACUCAAGCGGGUUUCCCAGCAGCCGCCCCGGACUGAGAUUCAUGAGCACCCACCUGCCAAUAGAAAGGACCGGGCCAAAAGCUGCGUGCUCAUGUAGGACCAGAGUCUAACCAGCUGCCUGACCUGUGUGUGCUGAUGGACAUGAAACCAGGCUGCACAUGAACUUAAUUUAUUGGUAAAUUCUUGUCAGAUCUUUGCACUGCAUAAAGGACAAUAUGAUAAAAACAAGAACCUAUGCUACCCUGUGGAGUUCUUUGCGGAAUUGUUUGUCUAUCUUUAGCAAAACUCUCCUUGUUAUUUUUCUCUGUGGCUGUGUUCUCAUCUGGGGAGGUCAUUGUUGUGGCAAAAGCAGUUUUUCUUUAAAGCUUUUACUCAAAUAAGUGGAUACAAUUGGUCAUGGACACAAACAGGCUGGUAAGCAAGUGAAACAAGGACAGAAAAGUAGCGAGCAUGGAGAUGAAAGUGAAAAAAUAAUAUUAGGAAAGAUCACCGUGCAGGUACCAGCAUUAACAGUGCUCGUCUUGCCCUCUGUUGUGUUGUUUCCUGUUUUGAAAUACUAUUCUCUCUUUAAGCGUUUAAGUAAAUGAAGCACAAUACGAUGCACGCAAACCUUUCCGAGUUAUUCGUAAAUGUCAGGGAAUUAACUCUGCUGUUCCAUUUCAUACAACAAGUUUAAAGUCUGGACAGAAUGGAAAACUUGUGGGCUGAGAUGAAACUCAUUUUCUUAAACCACAAGUGCUUUUAAUAUUGAAAACUAAAUAAUCACUCACCACAUAAGACUGAAGUGUUGUGAAAUUAAUAUUGAUCUAAUAAUCCACACUGGGAAGGAAAGUCACAGAGGAAGUAAAUGCGGUGAAUGUUAUGUUGUACAUGUGAUAAUGAAAUAAAAAAAACUUGCU